Molecule: messenger RNA, 1227 nt
Organism: Closterium sp. Naga37s-1
Lineage: Eukaryota; Viridiplantae; Streptophyta; Zygnematophyceae; Desmidiales; Closteriaceae
Source: the annotation of a GenBank genome assembly
AUGACGGCCGCAACGAGAGUGACGGACCUGCCUGACGACUGCCUCGCGUGCGUCCUCUCCUUCCUACCUCCCGCUCUCAUCGCCCGAUGUGCAUUCGUCUGCUCGGCUUGGCGCGCUGCUGCGGCGUCCCCCGUGGCGUGGAUGCGCGUGCUGCCCGCCCUCUGCCAGCACGCGUGCUUCACCGCGCUGCCGCUCGCCUCCCGCCACCCUCACCCGCGCGCGUGGUGCCGCGAGCUGUGCGGGGGCGUGCUGCUGCACGGGGGGGUGUUUCACGCGCGCAUGGACCCCAAUACCGCCAAGCUCACUGUGAGCGUGAGUAUAGCGAAGGCGUGCGCGAUUACGUGGAUGGACGACCCUCGCUACUGGCACAUGGAGACGCGGAGUACCACUGGCGCGGUGUUCCCCGAGGUGCCGCACCUGCUGACGGUGUGCUGGCUCGAGGCCAGCGCGCACGUCGCGCUGCCGUUCCCCCUGCGCUGCGGGGUGUACGACGUGGCAUGGCGUGUCGCACGCGACCCGACGCACGACGAGUACGCACGGGCAGCAGGCGAGCAGCCGAGGCGUGUGGGACUGCUGGACGCAGGUGGGGACGAGAGCGAGGAGGAUGACGAGGAGAGCGAAGAGGAGGACGAGGAUGGCGAGGUGGAGUUGGAGGGCGGGGGGGGAGGGGUGCAAGACGGAGAGCAGGCACCAGGUUUGGGGAGGACGCUUGAAGCAGCAAAUGUUUCGCAAGCGGGUGUUGGCGGUGCAGCAACCCCGUUCCAGCACAUGGUGGGGGCCGUGCGCCGGCUGAUAUGGCGCGGGCACGGCGUGCAGGCACGGCGCUCUGAGAACCAGGGCCAGCACAGCAGAGAGCAGCAGCAGGACUGGGAGCGGAGGAGGGAGGCAUGGAGGCGCGUGGAGAAGCAGUGCUGGUUCAAGUGGGUGGGGCAACCCGUGUGGAGCAACGUGAGGGAGGAGGGGUGUGCUGGGGGAGGGGGGGGCGAGCAGAGGCAGCUACAAAUCUCCGCUGCCAGCAUCGCCAUGCUGCCUGACUGGACCACCCUGCCUGCAGGCCGUGUGACCAUUAGGGGGGAAACCGCACGGGAGACGGCAGUGGCUCCCGCGCUGAGUAUGCGGCUGUGGGAGACGGAGAGUGGGUGGUGGAAGAGUGGGCUCUACUUGGAUGCGCUGCAGCUCACAGAGACGGCCCAGGUGCAGGUCCCAUCCCAUCCCAUCCAGAGCUGA